GGAAAAACAGUUUUCCUUACCUUAGGGACGCGCGUGCACACCGAAGGGGCUACUGUAGAGCCGAUUUUCGAUGUUUAUGAGGUCCUACUAAAAUUGUGUUGAAGAUGCCCACUGACAAGGCUCAAGAAUCUCCCAGGAGUCUGCAGCACUUAUCUUUUAAAAUGACAGAUAAAUCCAGAUCUAAAGUGCAGGCCCCCCGAAAUCCAAAACUGGUUAAGCGGGAUGGAAGGAAAGUAAAGUUAAAUCCUUCUACUUUUAUGCAAGAAAUGGCCCAGACGACAGAACAGAGGUUAGCAAAUACUCAUGAGAUGUAUCCACCGCCAAUCCUUGAGCUUUUUGAUAUGAGUGAAACUACUCAUCAGAAGUUUUCCAUGGUGGAUGUAGACCAACCCUUAUUCCAGCCAUUCCCAUCUGAGAUCUGGUUUCAGAAUUAUGCACCAUGUGAAACAUAUGACUUCCCCUUAGCUUUAAGGAACAAUGAUAAGAUUCCACGGCUUGUUAAAGUCAUCCAGGAGGAUUCUCCCUACUUCAAAGUUGUCAGCCCACUGGAUGUGUGUAACAAAGUGGCUCCAGGAAUGGCAUCGAUUUUCCACAUUUUAUUUACUCCAGAAGAGAACAAGGAUUAUACCCAACAGCUAUUAUGCAUCACUGAACGAGAAAAAUUUGUGAUACCAGUAAAGGCCAUAGGAGCCCGUGCCAUCUUGGACUUUCCCGAUCAGCUUAACUUUUCUAACUGUCCUGUGAAGUGCUCUUGUCAGAAAACACUUCUUGUGCGCAACAUUGGAAACCGUGAGGCCAGGUUCACCUUAAGCACACAAAGUCCUUUCUCAGUGGACCCUGUCAUGGCAACUCUUGGAAUUGGGGACAGUAUGCAGGUGACAGUGGAGUUUCUUCCUAAAUGGAAUGGUGAUCACAGUGAAGAUCUCAUUUUGCACUAUGACACAGGUGAAGAUAUUUAUAUCUCUUUGUACGGCGCAGCAUCAGAUGUAAAUGUUCGGUUGAAUAAAAGCUCUGUCAUAAUCGAGAAGACAUACGUGUCCUUGACUAAUCAGAGAUCACUGACCAUUUGCAACAGGAGUGAUAUAAUAGUUCACUACAAAUGGAAGUCUCUGGCCACACAAGAAGAAGAGGAUGAAGAAAAAACAAGGUUAACUUCAGAUCUACAGAGGCAGGAGGAGACUGAAAUGGACCGCUUCCUAGAAGAGUGCAACGCAGACCCCACCCUACGAGAGAGGAUAUCUGUCCUUUCUAGGACUUUCCAGAAUCAGUUACGAAAACUGCAGGAAAAGCAAAUGAUCUUCACUGAUGAUGUUUUCUCAAUGGAACCUGUGGAGGGUGAGAUAUGGCCAAAUUCUACUGCUGAAGUGAAUAUUCUCUUCAAGCCUAAAGAAGCAAAAUUGUAUCAGCAAAAUGUGUACUGUGACAUUACAGGUCGAGAAACACGUCUAUCUCUCCGAAUUAAAGGGGAAGGCAUUGGUCCUAAACUUGUUUCCAGCUUUGAUAAAUUGGAUAUGGGAAACAUUUUUAUUGGCUCCAAGCACAGCUAUGAGGUACUUCUUGCUAACAAAGGGGACAUUGAUGCAAUUUUCACCUUGGUACCUCCAGUCUCUGCCUUAGGGGCCUGCUUCACCUUCAACCCUAGUGAAGGGAUUGUCCUUCCCGGUGGCUUUCAGGCCAUCCAUGUUAAGUUCUCCUCAGGUAUUCUCGGGGACUUCCAGGAGGAUUUUCAGUUCUCUGUAGACAGCAGUCCACAGAACAUAUCCAUCACUUUCAGGGGAUGUGUCAUCGGCCCCACAUUUCAUUUUAAUAUACCUGCUUUGAAUUUUGGGGAUGUGCCCUAUGGUUUUCCUCAGACCUUAAAUUGCUGCCUGAAUAACACAUCUUUAGUACCCAUCAUGUUUAGCUUGCGCAUCUCAGGUGAUGGCUCUGCAGAUGCAAGCAUGACGAGCACAACUCAGGUUGCAGACAUGAGCCGAACCAGUUGGAGAAGCAACUCCCAGGCUUUAAAUUUAAGAGAGUUCACUGUCACCCCAAGCAGAGGAACCAUUCGAUCACUAAGCCUGAUGGAUGUGGAGGUGACUCUUUGUUCCAACACUGUUAAACAGUAUGAGGUGGCAUUAGUGGUAGAUAUUGAAGGUGUUGGGGAGGAAGUUCUGGCUCUUCCCAUUCUUGCCAGGUGUGUUAUCCCUCCCCUGCGCCUGGUGAGCCCAGUUUUGGAGUUCGGCCGAUGCUUUCUUGAUUACCCAUACCACCACACCAUUAAGGUGGCUAAUGACAGCCGUUUGCCAGCAUGUUGUGGUCUGCUUGCUCAGGAAUAUGAUGAACAUCCCCCCGUGCUGUACUCAAGCUCAGAAUCCCGGGGUAUAGUCCGCCCCAACUCUACAUUGAAUAUUCCACUGGUUCUACUGGUCAAGACCGUGGGCAAACUGGACAUUGUGGCAAACAUUGCUAUUUUUGGCAGUGAAGAUUUACCACUUAAGGUACAGUUGGCUUGCAUCGGAGAAGGCCCUGUAGUGCAUGUCAGUUCCAUGGAGGUGGAUUUUGGGAAUAUUCCAGUGCUGAAGGAUGUGUCCAGAACACUAAAACUUUCAAAUCAGUCCCCAAUUGCAGCAAAUUACCGAGCAAAAAUGGUCAGCAGCAGAUCCUUGUGGAGAGUUGAACCCUGUGAAGGUGUGGUGCCACCAAAAGGAGAGACCGAGAUCAGCCUUGUAGCCAAUGUAGAUGACACGGUGCGUUUCCAGGACAAGCUUCACCUUAUUAUUGAAAACAGUCAGACCCACACUAUUCCAGUUGCAGCAAUGGGGACGGGCACCACCAUUGUUUCUGACAAACCGCUUGUUCCAGCAGUAAAUUUGGGCGCUCAUUUCAGGUAA
Messenger RNA from Erpetoichthys calabaricus (reedfish), 2873 nucleotides. RefSeq names its product hydrocephalus-inducing protein homolog. The record is from RefSeq and is a predicted model, not a curated record. The transcript has 19 exons. The coding region runs from base 105 to 2873 and encodes 922 amino acids. Gene Ontology annotation, cellular component: axoneme. Gene Ontology annotation, biological process: cilium movement; axonemal central apparatus assembly. NCBI's taxonomy places the organism in Eukaryota, Metazoa, Chordata, Cladistia, Polypteriformes, Polypteridae.